AGGGUAUAUAUUUGAGAUUUGGGACUGUUCGAAGACUCGAGCAAGAGAUGGGUUGUUUGGGAAUCAAUCUCAUCAAAUUCAGGCUCCAGCAGGGAAGAAAACUCAUGAGGAGGUGUGGGCUGCAGCAAAAGCAAGUGAAGAUAGAAGCUAGCAACACUACCUUGGAUUGCUGGGUUCCUUCAGCAGCAAAAGAGGGGAGGCCUGCACUACUCUUGCUCCAUGGCUUUGUUUUCAACGCACUCCUCGAGUGGGAAAACCAGCUGCUGGCUUUCACGGAGAAGUUCAACGUCUACGUCCCGAACUUACUCUUCUUUGGGGAAUCUACGACCGAGUCGGGCGAAAGAAGCGAGAUUUUCCAAGCCCAGUGUAUGAAGCUGAUGCUGGACGAGCUCCAAGUUCUGGACAGGGUUCACGCUCUCGGGACGAGCUACGGAGGAAUGGUGGCGUUCUGGAUGGCGCAUCUGUACCCAGAGAGGAUCGCUAGAGUGGUGCUGGCGAGCUCCGGGGUUGCGAUGGAUCACUCUGACUCGCAGCGAAUGUUGGAGAGAUUUGGAGGUGGCGUCGCUCAUCCGGCGGAUGUCUUGAUGCCGAGAAGCGUUCAAGUUGCUCGCAAGACUAUGGAGUUUGCAACUCAGAAGAAGCUGGCUCUUGUUCCAGACUGCCUGGUCGAAGAUAUCAUAGAAGAGGUUCUCUGCUACAAUCGGGAGCACCGGCUUGAGCUGCUGGAUGGCAUGGCGAUUGGAUCGGUCGAAAACCCACCAGUGGUUCCUCAACUCGUUCAGGACGUGCUCAUUCUGUGGGGGGAGAAUGAUCAAAUCUUUACUGUGGACCUUGCUCACCGUUUGCAGAGCAGGCAUCUGAGUGAUUCCAAACUGGAGAUCAUCCCUGGAGCAGCGCAUGCUCCUCAAGUUGACAAUCCUAAAGCUUUCAAUGGUUUAGUUGUGAAAUUCUUGUCCGGGAAUUGAAGGAGAAAAUUUUAUAAAUCAAAACGACCUGACAAACCACCCUCGUUACGAGAUGCGGUCAGCAUAGGACAGUUCAGGUUGAACAACUUGUUGAAAUCCGGCUGCAAUGGACCCCGCAGCACCUGCUGGUAUGUGAAAAUGCACCUAAAUGCCGAGCAAUGUCUGGAGAGUCCAGAGAUCAGGCUUGCAUGUUAAACUGCACAGUGAGCAGUCCCUGUGAUCAGAUAGCUUUUCGAAGCCCUGCGAUUGUACACAGACAAAGUUUUAGAAAUAAAAAACGAAAGCAGAGAAAACGGGAGAGCUGGGUCAGGGGCUCUGAUGAGAAAUAUUUUCCUUAUAUAAAAAGAAAUUAAAAUAUAAA
Selaginella moellendorffii is the source of this 1326-nucleotide messenger RNA. Its product is annotated as 2-hydroxy-6-oxononadienedioate/2-hydroxy-6-oxononatrienedioate hydrolase. The record is from RefSeq and is a predicted model, not a curated record. Bases 48 to 965 code for a protein of 305 amino acids. The transcript has 4 exons. Lineage: Eukaryota; Viridiplantae; Streptophyta; Lycopodiopsida; Selaginellales; Selaginellaceae.